CGUUGGUCGCGAAUCUUAGGCACGGUCGCAGCAGGCCAGCUACCCUUCGGCUCCGCUCAAUCAGGGCCAUCCCGAGCGCCUGUUCAUUGCGCGACUAGCGCUGCGACAGCAUGCGCGGCCACGAGCCACGAUGAGGAGUCGCACCCGUCGUUUGCCUGGUUUACUGCGCAACCGCCAUCCAUGGAAGGCUCCAUCGUAGCAGAGCCGUUAAACCCGCCCCGGGGCUUCAAUUGGGUGUACCUGGUGGAGCUGUUGAUAUGCAGCAUCCUGACCGUCUUCUUCCUCUUCUACUUCAACCGCCUGUUCGCGACACUUGUGUCGUACGCCAUCCGAGCCUACACAUGGCGCGCCUACCGCACCUACAUCGACAUCCAAGCCCUACAGAUCUCACUCCUCGGCGGUCGCAUCUUCUUCAAGGACGUUCGCUACCACGGACACAACGAGACCAUCCUGGUGCACAAUGGAUACAUCACCUGGAACUACUGGCUGCGGCGAGUGAGAGACGCCGAGGUUUACACGACCGACCGUCCACCCGCCUUGGACGCGGACACAAGCGACGGAGCAUCGAGCAGUGCACCUUCGGGAAGUCGGAGCAGAAACGUAGAUAGGGCUGAAAAAGGAGGCAAGAAUCCGCAAAAACGCCUCCCGUGUCGCUUCUCCGUCAAGAUUUCAGGUCUUGAGGCGUUUCUAUACAAUCGCACACCAGCUUACGAUGGCAUCAUCGACGCUAUACGGAACAAAGCCAAUAGUACGGGCGCAGAAGAGGGGGGACCGUUGGACCACGAGAACACAAGUACUGGAAACAAUGUCUUGUUUAGGACCUCGACGGAGAUGUCCGAAGACCAAAGACAGCAAAUGAAUAAGCUGAGGAAAGCCCCAGCAAAAGAAGAAGGCGUGACCCGUCCCGGCACCGACACUACCGACGAUGGCAAAACCGACGGUCUACCUGCGUUCCUGAAGCUACUGCCUGUAUAUGUAGAGUGCAAUAAAGGCGCCAUUAUCAUCGGAAACGAGCACACCAUGUCCGUCAUCACUGCUCAGUUCGAGAAAGCAACCGGUGAUUUCGACGCCGCCCCAAGCAGCCCCCUGGAUGCAUACCAACAAGUCUUCAAUUUCCAGGUCACUCACCCUGUAGUGCACAUGAAGCCCAAUCCGGACUAUAAGAGCCCCCAACUCGACGCUGCCAGACGAUUGAAGCAGGAAGAACAACAGGGUGUACUGGAGCAAGAGGAGACGAGCGAAAAGCCUAAGCAGCAAAGCUUUCGCCUUCCGCGUUUCCCUAAACUAUUUUCCAAGUCAUCCGACUCCAUUCACACCCACCAUGGGGAAACUACUGGCAGAAGAGCGAGUAUGUUUGUCCCACAAUGGCAUUUUCCGGGGCAAGAGAAAUGGAGGGGACUUUCUCGUUACAUGGAAGACGACCAGACUGAUGGGCAUGGAGAAUGGGAUGGCGUUGAAUAUGCUAGGACGUCUCUCAUUGCAGAUUGUCCGUGUGUUAAUGUGAGCUUCUACUGGGACGUUGCCGGUAAAGUGCCCACGUUGUUAGACAACAGCAUGUACACUGAGCCUACGAAUUCCGGGGAUAUUAAUGGCGCUACUCCACCAGAGUACGGCGUGGAUAUACAAGUCUAUGGUGGUACAAUCAAUUAUGGACCGUGGACUGACCGACAUCGUGGCAUCUUCCAGUCGUUCUUCUUCCCUGGCGCCCAUGUGGAUGCGCAACCCGCAUCUGCUCUCCAGCCUGGUGAUACCAGAGUGCUUACUGUUUUCAAACUGUAUUUGAGCAUCGAGGAUGAGACUGUACUACGGAUUCCGAUUCGGGAGCCAUCGAAGGACUGGAAGUGGAAAGGCAAAGCCAAGACACUCGGUGGGCAAGACAAACAAGCUUCGGACAAGACAAAAGGGCGAACAAGGUCACGAAAGAAGUACGGAAGGACGAAACAACGAGACGCCGCGUCUUCUGGGCAGAACAUGCGCCCCUUUGGCUGGAUUGAUGUCAAGGUCGCGGGUAACUCUUCUGUCAACUACGUAAUGGAUAUGGUCGCAUCCCGGCAUGGCUUCAACAACAAAUUGGAUGUCGAUAUUGCCGGAGCAGAAAUAUCCUCCAGCGUUAAUCAUGGCCUUUUGUGGCGAUCGGGUGCAAUCGGGCUGGAUUGCGACUUGUCCAACCCUCUCAGCUGGAACAGCUUGAGGAAAUGGAAGUUCAACAUUUCCUGUCGAGAUCUGGAGCUUUUCCUGCUGAGAGAUCAUCUAUUCCUGCUGACCGACCUCGUCGCUGAUUGGGGUUCUGGUCCACCAGCCAACUACUUCACGUUUCUCCCUUUCCAAUACCUACUCAAUGUCGAUUUCACCAACUUCAAACUCUAUCUGAACACGAACGACUCCAACAUCAUCAACAACCCGUCCGAACUCGAUGAGAAUAAUUUUGUCGUUCUCUUCGGCCAACGACUGCACGGGGAUGUUCAUAUCCCGCUAGACAAAUUCAGACCGUUGCAGAACGAGAUCAAAUUCGACGUGAAAGGUCAGCAUCUGGGUCUCGAGGUCUGCAUGCCGCCCAAGAAUACGCUGCACACUUGGGUGCACUCCAAUAAGGUUGCACAAUUGACGGGAUUGACGUUGAAUGGAAGCUAUACGCUCAUGACCGAAACUUCGGCUAUGAAUACCGACAGACUCUUCAUGGACAUUCGAGGAGACAAAUUAUACCUAGAGCUGUAUGGCUGGCUCGUGCAUCACUUCAUGCAAAUCAAGGAAAAUUACUUUGGUGAUGACCUUCACUUCAGAACCCUGGAAGAAUUUCAAGGCUUGCAGAGUCAUAGUUUGGCGAUGGAUACGACGACCCCUAAUGGCCAACCACCGAAGGUCUCAAAUGACCUCGAUGUUAUCCUUUCGGUUUCAGCUGAGAACGCAAGCAUACUUCUUCCUGCCAAUUUGUACUCGGCCGAGACCGGCCUUCGAGCAGAACUACCCUUUGCGCACUGUGACCUGAGGUUCACAAACUACUACAUGGAUCUCCUAGUGGACUUUAGCCCCAUCAGUCUCUCGGUUGGUAGUGAUGUAACGAGCCCAGGCCUUGCUCAUGAUGCUGGUGGGCAGACCGAAGUGUUCAUCGAGUCGCUCACCAUUGCCGGUCAUCGGCUUUUCGGGCUUCCGCCUACCGAGCCAACGUACGUCUGCAAUUGGGACUUCGACCUUGGGACCGUCUCAGGGGAGUGCACGCCGAACUUCUUAUCGAAGGCCGCUAAGUCCAUCAAUUGUUUUGUGUUCAGCCUAGACGACGACGAAAACACUUUGCCUAUCACCAAUCCAUUGAUCAUACACGACUCCACGUUCCUUCGCUUACGAACUCAUGACAUACGAGUGUGGCUGCACGUCGACAAACAAGUUGUCCUUGUUAGCACCGGGCCGGUCAAGCUGGACUUUAAUGAUCUUGCUGGGGACACGUUUUCUCGCCGCCUCGAUGCUUGGAUUCCCAACCUGAGUGUGAGCGCCAUUGACGAACGAGCUGCGUUGCGAUAUGGCAGUCGGGGCAGAGACACCCAAAAAAUCAAAGUUCAAGCCUUUCUCGAGACAAGUGUGUCUUUCACCCUGUUUAAUCGUAAACUGGACUUUAGCAAGGAGCGACGCAAGCAGCACACGCAUAUGCUCGAACAUGACCAAAGAACGAACCGCGCGCAGUUUAUGUACAUGAACCAUGCGACGCACCAGCUACCCACCCACCAAGAAGUAAGGCCACCUGCGAUGCAGUUUCCUGAGAUACCCCAACCGAUAUUUCUAAAUCAACCGGGUGGAUCAGUAACCGAUGCGUCGUCUGGGUACUCAUCUGGAUCUGCAUCUUCUAGGGGACGCUCCAUCCGGACUCGUUCACUUGCUUCUUCUUCAAGCGGUUCAUUUAUAAACAGUAUACGCUCUGUUCGUAGGCAUAGAGAGGGCACAGCGACACAAUCAUCUAGCAAAAGCCGGACACUACGCGGCUCUCCUGCAAGGGCGGACAGCUCCAACGGUCAUCGCACACACUAUGAUGCGAAAGAGAGGGUGCCUGGUGGCUUGCCAUCAUCUGUGGCGCUAGCAAGUCCGCUUGCAGUGCCUACUUCCAGCUUAGAUUUAAUCGACAUGGACAAGUCCGAGGUCCCAACAUUCCCAGAUCUCCCACCCCGGCCUCGCAUGGACAGAGAAGACGCAAUACAGUUCAAUGACGUCUCUACAAAGCACUUCGAUGAAAGCUUCGAGCAUACCAGUCUCAUUAUCGAAGCAGAACCUGGUAUACGCCUCUACUGUACUCCGGAAUUUGUACGUUGUAUAUCAGGUUUGGUCAGCACACUCCAACCGCGCGAACCUCAAGAUCUUUUAGAUGAUUUCCAGAUAAGCGCAAUGACCGCAAUAUUGGACCGACAAAAGCGCCGUGAAGGCAAAGGCAAAUCGAUUGAGUUCAGUGUACGUGUACCCUGGACACACAUCCGCUUCCACAAUGCUUUCGGUCCCCAUCUGGGCGCACAAGCGGGCAUAGACCAGUAUGAUGUCAUCUUGAACCGGCUCCAAGUCGCUGUACGAGAUAAGAAGCUUGUUGGGGAGAGGACUGGCGAAAGCUCAAUCUCAGCACACACCACCCUGGGAUCCCUUGGGAUUUCCGUCACUGAGAGGAAAAUGGACGGCACCGGCGAUGAUGUUGCAGUCCAGGCUGAAGUCAAUGAUCUGCUUGUAUGGAUGCUGCAGAACAAGGAGACCCACGUUCAUGUAAACUCGAAAGCUUUCGAACUUGCCACUGCUAGCCGAAAGAUCGAUUACAUGGCGUCACUCAUUCAUCGUAGUACAAUAUUGGGCGAAGAAUUGGCGACCAGAUUCGUAAGCAUCGAAGACACGCAGCAGAGCCGCUUGCGGUACCUUGCUCUACGUCUCACGACUGCGCAAGUCCAACGUCAAGACCCCGCCUUCUUGACCAAGGCAUCUUUCGCGCUUCGUGCGGUCAGAGACCACUUACGUAGCCACGACUCUUGGAAGAUCAUCUCGAGAUUUAGGUACAUAUGGCAGACCUUGUCCGAUCACGAGAAACGACGGAUCCGUGAUCACUGCACCGUCAAUUCUGUCAGGUGCCCGGCGGAUGCAGAAGAAAGAAUUGUCUCGAUGUGGGAUCAAUGGCGCACAUGGGAUCUGGCUCAUGUCAAAAAGAGUUUGGCCAUGCAAAUGCUGUUCGGGUCUGCCAUUAUGGAACAUCCGGAGGAAGCAGCCCCGUCUCCAAUAUACAUUGACAUCCGCUCUGCCGGCAUCAAGGCCAUACUCGACCCAGGCGUCACACAAAGUGAAGUAGCACUCCAUAUCCUCGCCAUCAGUAUUGGAUUAAUCCCACCGGCCGAACCGGCAGGUCUCAUGCUGGUGGGCGCUGAGAUUCCGAAACGUACCACGAUAGUGCAGAUCAACUCGGGAGAGACUGCCGUUCGUGUUCAUUGGGAAAUCUGCGAGUUGAUGGACAUACUUAUCAACAUGUUCGAAAAGGAGAACACCAAGCAGUUCAGAGCUCUAGAAGCCCAGUCUGCUUGCCCAACUAAGGGAAAGAAACAGGAGGUCGAGACUAGCCUGCAGUUUGUGUACGUGACAGAGAAGGCUACCAUUGCGCUCGACACGAUCAAUCUACGCAAUUUACUUAUUGGCCGGCGGUUCCGCUUCUCUGCAGUGAACGAAGAUAGCCGCCCUUCAAAGCAAGGCAUCACGACAACCGUCAUCGUACAUCUCGAACAGGCUGUUACGGAAUUGCUGUCUCGGUCUCGUCUACUCUUAAGAUCGCAAUUUGACUCGCCUAGCGUUUACUUUGCCUACCAUCAAUUCGAAGACAGAGACUCUGUACCAGAUGAGAUCAAGGUUGCUGGCGCAAGCCGGAAGAUCGAAGUACGGCUUGAAGAACAUGUGCUUGGCCUGCUUGAAGUAGCGGACUCCGUGCUUCGUGAUGAAGUUGCCUACUUCCAUGAGCAAGCGAUGCUCAUCAAGAGUUCACUGCGACCUAAGCUUGAGCAAACCGACCGUCCCAAAUUGACACAAUUGCCCAACAUCAGUUUGGCUUUGUUGAUGGACAGAUAUGCUAUUCAUUUAGCAUUGCUUGAGUCACUGAGUUGGUCCAUGACCGGUUCCGCUGGUCGCGUCUCUGUUGUACCCUCUAUGGGUAAAAACGUGACUCUUCGCGUGGACUACGACUUGGCCUCGUGUCACCACCGGAUGUUUAGCAAGACUGCGAAUGCCUCUAACCUCAUCAGCUCUCUUGAAUUUCCGCCAAUUAAUGGACGCUUAUCGGUUACGAACACGGAAACCCAAACGAAGAUAUCUGCUGCAGGCAUCAUCGAGACUAUUCAGCUGCAGGCAUCGGAAGUACAAGCGCUUGUGGCGACGAUCAACAAGCCAGAGAUCACGAAUGUCGUUCGCGCCGUUAGCGAAGAUAUCGAUGUGCUCACCGCCCGUUUCCGAGAAAUCAUACCCCAAGACAACCGUAAACCUGUCAUCAAAACGCCCGAGUCUUCCAGAGAGAUAGUUUUCGGCAUUCAAAUGACACUAUCGGGUAUCAGCGUUCUAGCAAGUGCCCCUGGACAGCAUGCAGACUCACCAAUGGCGAACCUUUCUGUCCGUCUAUCUUCUAUCCAACUGCGAGCGACUAACACCGACCGCAAUGGUGCUAUACUCCACUUAGCAGAAGCUAUCGUGCUUCUCCAAGAUAUCAGCGUAGACCUUACUUUGUCCGACAAGAACUCUAUUCGUCGCUGCGGCAACAUCAGUUUUGCGGCAGUACUCCAUGUCACAGCGGAGCAGAAUGCGCAGCCUCCUCGCAGAGUUUACCGCUUGAAGAGUUCUGGCCUGGCGGUCAACAUGUUUGCCGACACCGCAUCUGCAGUAGUAGAUGUUAUGAACCAUUUACAAGACAAGAUCAAGGAUCUCGAUCUGUCAGUGGAGAAAAAAUACCUGAAGAAACUCCGGCACGCCAAGAGUAAACAUUCCCACAAGGGCGACGCAAGCACAUUGAGUGUCACAGAGACCGACGCCGAGAGUGUGAGCUCCGGUGCUCUGUUCACUUCCACCUACUCCCUCGAGCUUCUCGACAUCUAUGUUAGCUGGAUCGUAGGCAAUUCCAUCGAACCGUAUCCGAAGACGGAAUCCGAGGAUCUUGUGCUUUCGUUUAGAAGGAUCGAUCUCUCGACACGCAAAGACGACGCGGCUCGCUUGACGAUUGAGGAUAUGCAAUUGCAAAUGGUUCCAGUCUCGGCAAGUAAAACUGAGAGAUCGGCUAACUCCGCAUUGCUUCCCGAAGUGGUUUUCAACGUGGCCUACGGUUCAACCAAAGACACUCGAAAAGUGGCUUUCCAUGCCGCGGGCAAGUCGCUGCAUCUUCAACUCGAUUCGCGCUUCAUUCUUCCAGCAAAUAUCAUACAACGGUCAAUAACUUUGGCCGGUAAGAAGUUCAGGGCCGCUUCGGCCAACUGGAGUAUGACGCCAACAACAGAUGGCGCUCAACGAAAGAAUCCGUUCGGGAACAAACGUCUGGCCUCUUUAUCGGUCGAUGCAAGUUUCGCAGGAGCCGUGGUGCACAUCAAUGGGAGCGACACGCCGCACACUUCGACCUCUACUGGCAAAGAGAGCAAAUCUCAACAAAAGGGCAGAUACAGUCAAUUUGUCGGGGAUGCUUCCAAGAGCAGCCUAGUACUUCGCGCACCAGGUAUUGCGCUCAAGGUGGAGAAUGAAGACGAUGGCCAAGACCCGACACUGAAAGCCGAGGUGCGAAUCGACGCCUCAAGUAACACUCUAUUUCCCACCGUUGUGCCUGUCAUCAUCGAGAUGUCCGAGAGCAUCAAGGAGGUUGUUCGCGAAAAGGAUGAGGACUCGCCACUCUCGCCGGCGACUUCCAUGCCACAGAACGACACAAAACCUGGAGUAAAGCUGUUGGAGGAGGACAAUCUCAUCAGCGUCGACCCUAGUUCGAUUUUGGGCCGGAAACGUUUGAAUCUCGGCGUCCGCAUUUGCAAACAAGAGUUCAGUCUCAGUUGCCAGCCUAUUGCCCGCGUUGCCGCGAUAGCCAAGCUUGAGGACAUCUACAUCACCGUGAACAGCGUCAAGUCACAAGAGCACGGUCACUUCUUUGCUGCGUCUGCGGCUUUUGAAAAGCUCGAGGCUACCGUUCAGCACGUCUAUUCUCGAGAGUCAACUUUCGGAUUCAAUGUUGAUUCCAUCAUUCUGUCUCUGAUGAACAGCAAGCAUUUGAGCGGUACGAGCGGGAUAUCGGCUAUUCUGAAGAUCAACCCAACGGCACUACAGAUCAAUGCCCGGCAACUUCAAGAUUUCUUGCUUUUCAGAGAAAUUUGGGUACCGCCGGAGAUUCGACGAUCAUCAAACCCAGCUCCAGCGACUGCGAGCCAGGAACCACAGGAAUAUCUCAUGCAAAGAUACCAGCAAGUCACUGCUGCAACUGCUUUCCCGUGGAACGCCAACGUCGCUAUCGCCGAUGUUUCUGUGGAUCUCGAUCUGGGACAGUCGAUUGGAAAAUCAUCGCUGCGGAUCCAGAACAUGUGGGCGUCGUCCAAGAAAAGCGUCGAUUGGGAACAAAAUCUGUGCGUUGGCAUUGAGAAGAUCGGCAUCGAGAGCACUGGUCGCACGAGUGGCUUCGUCGAUCUGACUGGUGUUAAGAUUCGCACGUCUAUUAGUUGGCCUUCUCAAGACCAAGCUACUCGGCAAACGCCCCUCAUACAAGCAUCGGUUGGUUUCGGACAAUUGCAGGUCAAGGCUGGGUUCGACUAUCAAUCCUUUUUGAUCGCGUACAUAGUCAAUUUCGACUUCCUCAUGUACAAUGUCCGCGAACACCACCGGGGAAAGCGCGACCGUCUCGUCGCGAUCCUUGACGGUGACAAGGCGCACGUUCUUUGCACCGCUACCAGCGCAGCCCAAGGCUUAGCGCUCUGGCAAGCUAUCGAGCGCCUCAUCCAGGAAAACCAGCAAGCGUACAAGCAGUCCCUCAAAGACAUCGAGAAGUUCCUCCGCCGCAAGUCUUCUGUAGCGGCGCCAUACGCACGCUCCGCGUCCCAGAGCGUGAUCGCUCCCAAGCCCGACACCGACGCAGCCAAGACCCCAAUCUCCCUCCACACAGACGUCGUCGUCACUCUCCGCUCCAUCAGCCUCGGGAUCUUCCCCUCCACCUUUGUCGACACGCAGAUCCUUCACCUCGAAGCCGCCGAUGCCCAAGCACGCUUCACCGUCGCGCUCGAAAAGGGCAAAAUCCACUCCACCCUCGGCAUGACGCUCGGCCAGCUCUCCGUCGCUCUGUCCCCAGUCCAGGCACCCAAGAAAGCGAAGCCCGUCGGCGAGCUCACGGUCGAGGACAUCAUAUCCUCCGCGAAAAGCGCAAAGGGCGGGACUAUCCUCCGCGUGCCCAAGGUCAUUGCGACGAUGCACACGUGGCAGAAGCCGCGUAGCAACCACAUUGACUAUGUCUUUAAGAGCAGUCUCGAGGGCAAGGUGGACGUCGGGUGGAACUACAGCCGCAUCAGCUACAUCCGCACCAUGUGGGGGAACCACACGCGUACGCUGGCGAGUCGGCUGGGGAAACCGCUGCCAGAGCCCAACAUCAAGAUCACGUCGUCACAAGCUCAGCCAGCGGCGCCUCAGGCUUCUUCGUCGGCGACGCAGACCCCAGACACCAAAGAAACCCCCGCGCCAGUUCAAGCACAAGGCCAGGAAAAAAUUACUGCUGUUGUCAACGUCCCGCAGAGCAAGUACGAGUACACGGCGCUAGAGCCCCCGCUCAUCGAGACGCCGCAGCUCCGCGACAUGGGCGAGGCGACGCCGCCGCUCGAGUGGAUCGGGCUGCAUCGCGAUCGGCUGCCGAAUGUGACGCAUCAAAUUGUGAUUGUGACGCUGCUGGAGUUGGCGCGGGAGGUAGAGGAGGCGUAUGAGCGGAUUUUAGGGAGCUCGUAGGGAGUUGGACUAGGAGAUAGUGUGGGAAAGGGAUGGGAAUUGUUUCAUAGGGCGUUCCAUGGACUUAAGGUGGGAUAAAAGGCAGUUCUUUUCCUGUGCGGUUCUAGGUCUUGUAGUAUACCAAGCGUGAUUGCAUGCGGAU
Molecule: messenger RNA, 10078 nt
Organism: Paraphaeosphaeria sporulosa
Lineage: Eukaryota; Fungi; Ascomycota; Dothideomycetes; Pleosporales; Didymosphaeriaceae
Exons: 2
Coding region: 181-9936 (3251 amino acids)
Biological process (GO): fermentation
Cellular component (GO): membrane
Source: RefSeq, a predicted model, not a curated record